CUUCUACCUGCGGGAUCCGGGUGAUUUACGGGCCUGUCGUCGCCCUUUCAGAACCUUCCCUGCCGAGCAGCGUGUGAUGACCCUGGUGACUUUCACUCGGUGUUUAUAUGCACAACUGGUGCAGCAGAAGUUUGUUCCAGACAGACGCAGUGGAUACACCCUGCCCGCCCCAUCUCAUCCUCAGUACAGAGCCUAUGAGCUGGGCAUGAAACUGGCUCAUGGCUUUGAAAUUCUGUGUUCCAAGAGCAGUAAAGUAGCUCCUGAUGCCAAGAGAAAUGUGUUAAAUGGUCCUCUGUGGGAGAGAUUCCUCAGGAGCUUGAAGGAAAAAGAUUAUUUCAAGGGAGAAAUGGAAGGAUCUGCAAAGUACCUGGAACUGUUGCACAUGGCAGAAGAUCACUUCCAGCAGUCUGUUGAUGUGCCAGAAAGUUCUGUUGAAGUGAGCCCAGGUGAUGAAAUCCUGACACUACUACAGACAAUAUCCAUUGAUUUGAAGGAAUUUGAGAGAGAAGCAGCUUGUCUUCCUCCAGAGGAUGGUCAUCUGAUGAAUCCCAUGUUACCUUUGACGUGGAUUCUUUUACAAGAGCACUGGACAGAAUUUUAGGUGAGAUUG
Ficedula albicollis (Collared flycatcher) is the source of this 610-nucleotide messenger RNA. RefSeq names its product protein ecdysoneless homolog. Lineage: Eukaryota; Metazoa; Chordata; Aves; Passeriformes; Muscicapidae. Bases 77 to 601 code for a protein of 174 amino acids. The record is from RefSeq and is a predicted model, not a curated record. Gene Ontology annotation, cellular component: nucleus. The transcript has 6 exons.